GAUCAGAUAUUUUCAGGAGCCGGUGUCAGACUGAGGCACUAGGUUGAACCCUGCCUUAUCUCUUUAUAUCGCGCAUUUUUACUCAACUGUUUACAAAACAUUGCAGGGGAACUGCCGUAGCUCGCGUUAGGUUUUCAUCCUUUUGCCGGGACUACGUUUUUGGCUAUAUUUUCCUGGACCACAGGGACUGUUUUUUUUGUCUGCUAUUCGGAUGAAAGGAUCCCUACCGCAUUUUUGUUCCUGCAACGUGGACUCGGAGCUCAGCACGGGAGAGACGUACUGUCGGAAUAAAACUACUCCUUUCAACAAAACAAAAACGAAGACGGAGGGCACACGUCGUUGACCUGCGGUGGAUAUUAAAGGAAUGCUGCUGUCCAAGCUCAAUUCUCUGGCCCACAUCUCCACCGUAGACAUGCCGGCGAAAAUCCAGCUCCAGGUUCAUCAAGUGAAAGAGAGGGAGCCUUUCGAGAAGCUUUAUCAGGUCGGCGCCGUGCUGGGCAGCGGCGGCUUCGGAACCGUCUACUCCGGAACGAAGAUAGCCGACGGAGCUCCGGUCGCUGUCAAACAUGUAGCCAAGGACAGAAUCUCGGAGUGGGGAGAGCUGCCUAACGGCUCCCGGGUCCCAAUGGAGAUCGUUCUGCUGAAAAAGGUCGGGACGGGCUUCCGCGGCGUUAUCAAGAUGCUGGACUGGUUCGAGCGACCGGACAGUUUCAUCAUCGUAAUGGAGAGACCCGAGAACGUCAAGGACUUGUUCGACUUCAUCACCGAGAAAGGUGCCUUACCGGAGGACCUGGCGCGGAGCUUUUUCCGCCAGGUGCUGGAGGCCGUGCGGCACUGCCAGAACUGCGGCGUAGUGCACCGGGACAUCAAAGACGAGAACAUUCUCAUCGACCUCCGCACCGGGGAGAUGAAGCUCAUCGAUUUCGGUUCCGGAGCCCUGCUGAAGGACACCAUUUACACGGACUUUGAUGGCACAAGAGUGUACAGUCCUCCAGAGUGGAUCAAGUACCAUCGCUACCACGGGCGCUCUGCCACAGUUUGGUCCCUGGGUAUUCUGCUGUAUGACAUGGUGUGCGGGGACAUCCCAUUUGAACAUGAUGAGGAGAUCAUGAGGGGGCAGGUCUUCUUCCGGAGAAGAAUCUCAUCAGAAUGCCAGCAGCUAAUCAAAUGGUGUCUGUCUCUGCGGCCAGCCGACCGCCCGUCCUUCGAGGACAUCUUCAACCACUCGUGGAUGCAGAGCAUGUCCUCCUCUGUAGUACCGUCCUCGGUGCAGACAGAGAGCCAGACCACAGAAAUCAGACUGCACAGCAUCGGCCACGAGCCCUCAGCCUUCACACCCACCCCCGUGGCCGUGGCUCGAUGAUACGGGCGCGGACUGUUACAAUUGGGCUGUUAUAGUCCAAACUGGACUGCACUGAUACAAAAGACUUGAAGCAGAGUGGAGAGGAACGUUGGCCACCCACACCCCAGAGCAAAGUGUAUGCAACUGCACACAUCUGGCAGUUUCGGCCUGGCGGGUCAGACCCUGUUCACUGUCACGACCCCAACUACUUGAGUUUCCCAGCCAUUAGUGUCAUGACAUCAUCCUCGCUGGACGCUGAUCUAGGCACCGGACGUCCGUGAGUCUGCAGGAGGGCGUGCUCUGGACACACCUGCUUUGAGCAAACACACACCUGUGUGGCUGUUGUGCUGAAUGGCAAGAGGACAGAGUUACAUAAGCUCUCGUUGCACCGCUCUCUCCCUCGAGAUCACAGCAAAGAGGGAAAAGCAAAGACGCUGGUGAAGAGAAGCUUGACUUUUGUUUUUUUGUUUUCUCAAAGAAAAGUGCCUUCUGUGAGAUUGUUGGGGGGGUAGGCGCCUGAAAAUACUUGAAUUUGUGAAGCAAAAAGGCUUUUCAUCAAUGGCCUUUUUGCUCCUUACGCUCUACAAGGCUUUAUAGCGUUUAUUGCUGUCACUGUUUUUCCUCUCGUGGGCCUAGAUCAGUAAAGCCUAUGCCAUUUAUAACCACUACUAUCACUAUUUCUACUACUCCAAUGUCAUUAGCAACCAGACAACCUCAUAGCUCUGGCAGCAACCUGUGCAAACAAAUCAUAAAAAAACUGGACUUACCUCACUCUUUACUACAGCAUCCACCUCUAUUCUACAACCUUUGCUUCCUCCUCCUUCUUGUGUUGUAUACAAACACAAGGCUUAGGCAACCGCUCAUUCAAACCCACCUGAAUGCACACCACAAUGCAAAACCAUACCGAGAUAUAACAUCCUCUGCUCUUCAAUUUUUUUUUUU
Messenger RNA from Haplochromis burtoni (Burton's mouthbrooder), 2284 nucleotides. RefSeq names its product Pim-1 proto-oncogene, serine/threonine kinase (gene pim1). Gene Ontology annotation, molecular function: ATP binding; protein serine/threonine kinase activity. Gene Ontology annotation, biological process: negative regulation of apoptotic process; protein autophosphorylation. The transcript is spliced from 6 exons. The record is from RefSeq and is a predicted model, not a curated record. Lineage: Eukaryota; Metazoa; Chordata; Actinopteri; Cichliformes; Cichlidae. Gene Ontology annotation, cellular component: cytoplasm. Bases 365 to 1363 code for a protein of 332 amino acids.